GAGAGAAGCUGACUUCUUUAUUUUUCUCUUGUUAAAUAACUGAUUUAGUAUAGUCAUAGGACAUGUUUUCCACAGACACAAUAUGACCUGAACACGACGGAUAUGUAUAAUUCCAUACGUUUAGGAUUACUUACCAUUAUGAAGGGAAAGGAGAUUGUAGCAAUUGUCUUUUUUGGCUUCUGCUUAAUCCACCAUGUGAAAGGCGCCGCUUGUCCUUCCAACCAAUGGUCCUUGGAGCAGGGCUUCUGCUACAUCAGGAAGACUGGCAGUGUCGACUACUCCGCGGCAGAAACUGCCUGCCAGGGUUUGGGAGGAUAUCUGGCCACCGUGGCAGACAGUGGGGAGAACACCAGGAUUUCAAGUAUUACCCCCGCCGGAUUGGGAUCGAGUCAGAAAUUUUGGAUUGGUCUCACUAAAAAUACCAGUACAUCUCUGUGGGUCCUGAAUAACAACGAAAACACCACAUAUUUCAACUGGGGUCUCUCCCCCGUGGCCGAGCCCAAUGGCGACGGAGACUGUGUCGUGUUUGGGCCAGGGGCCUACUGGUUUGACGAGAACUGCGCCACCACCGUCAACGGAUAUAUCUGUGAAAGACCAGGGGAAUGUCCAACAGCGCAGACGUUGACUCAUGCCACGACAAAUUCGACUCUGAAUGUCAUCGGCAACGUGAUCGGGUACCAGUGUCAUUCAGGCUAUGAGCACAGUGACGGCACAGAGAACAAGGCCGUGGAGUGCCUCGACUCAGGGUUGUGGUCUGAGACUCUAAGCGAUUGUACUAGGAAAAACUGCUCGACCCCACCCACCGUAAAUAACGCAGAUAUAGAGCCUGGAUACAACACGUUGUUCGAGUCCGAGUUGAACUACACGUGUCACAACGGGUACCAGUUUUCACCCGGAGUGAAGGAAAUGAUCAUCUCAUGCAAUGCCAGCGGCAUGUGGAACGUCACACCACCGCAUUGUACACUUAAAACCUGCCCAGCCGUUCAAACCAUACAGAACGGCGCCCCAGACACGACGGCCACCGCUGCCUUUACCACCGUCACAUACAGCUGUAAUACUGGCUACGAGUUCACGGAUAACGAGACGGUGAAAUACGUGACCUGCCAAAACGAUGCCACUUGGAACGAUACCGUCAGUGACUGCAGGAGUGAGUUGUUUUAG
This is a messenger RNA of Lingula anatina, 1161 nucleotides long. RefSeq lists its product as uncharacterized. Lineage: Eukaryota; Metazoa; Brachiopoda; Lingulata; Lingulida; Lingulidae. The record is from RefSeq and is a predicted model, not a curated record. Gene Ontology annotation, molecular function: zinc ion binding; nucleic acid binding.